GUCUUUAUAUUUUGUGUUUAAUAUAAUGAAUUUAAAAUGACUCAAGCUUAUGAUAACUAUUACAGUGAAUUUCAGAAAAAUGCUGAGUUGCAGCAAAAUUUAAAAUAUAAAAAAAAAUAUCGAAGAUUAAAAAGGAUCAUAAAAGAUACAGUAUUCGAAAAUGCAGCAUUAUGUGAUCAGGUUGCACAAAUGCAAGAAAAUCUUAUGCUUGUAAAAGAAGAAAGGUUGUUUCUUUUACGUAAAUUAUGUCAACAACAAGGAGAUAUAGAUCCUUCUACUAUGAUAGCUCGAUCUCAAUCAAACAGUAUUAAUACUAAUACAUUUAAUCCAGAAUGUUCCACACCUAAAAAAACUACAAAAAAAAGAGUGUCGACUGAUGGCUCAGAACCAAAAAAUAAAGCUAAGCGUUAUAAUAAAACUGCAAGGAAAGUAGUUCAAUUAAUACCAUUAGAUGUCCAUGGAAGACCUAUAUUUCCUAUUUCUUUGGGUGAUCUCACUGUAUACUCGCUUGGAGAAGUAGUAUCAGACAGAAUUGCUUAUCAUACAGAAGAUCUCAUUUAUCCAGUAGGUUAUUGCAGCACUAGAGUAUAUGCUAAUUUAAGAGAUGUAAGAACAAAAAGUUUAUAUACAUGUAAAAUAUUAGAUGGUGGAUCAAAACCAAGAUUUGAAAUUGUAUCUGAUAAUGAUCUAGAUCAACCAUUGGUUGGAUCUACUCCUGAUGAAUGUCAUUCUAAAUUAUUAAUGGCAAUUUCUCCUGCACUUCGUUCAAUAACACCAAAAGGAGCUGAUUUUUUUGGAAUUUCACAUCCUACUAUACAAAAUCUUAUUCAAAGCACACCUGGAACUCGUAAAUUAGCUAUGUACAAACAACAACGUUUCGAAGUAAGCAAAAAUCAACCAAUAGAAAGAGGUACAAGUCCAGUAAUGGAAGAAGAAACAGAUCCUGGACUUGGAUUUGCUGCUUUGCAUAGGCAUUAUGCAUUAGCAAAUUCAUACAGAAUUAAAGAAGAACCAUCUGAUAAUGAUCUUUUAGCUCUUCAAGAACUUCUCUCGUGAUCUUUAUAUGUCGAUAAAAAAUUUUUCAAAAAAAGAUAUUUUGCUUUAUGUAUUGAUACAAUACGCACAUUUCAUUAUUAUCAAACAUUAAUCUAAAUUAUAUAUUUACAAAAAAUUGAAAAAUCUUUAAAACUAGCAACAUUCAUUCUAAAAAUCACUUUAUAUUAUUUAUUAAACUACAAUAUAUAAAGCAAUUUAUUCUUUAUAAAUAUUUUUCUAUUUUAUUGAAAUAAUGUAUAAAUAAAAUUGC
Molecule: messenger RNA, 1306 nt
Organism: Apis laboriosa (Himalayan honeybee)
Lineage: Eukaryota; Metazoa; Arthropoda; Insecta; Hymenoptera; Apidae
Product: transforming growth factor beta regulator 1
Exons: 5
Coding region: 37-1056 (339 amino acids)
Biological process (GO): regulation of cell cycle
Cellular component (GO): nucleus
Source: RefSeq, a predicted model, not a curated record